UCUCCUCCCUGCUCCCCUUCCGGGCGCUCCUGGGGGACGGGGCAGCUCCCCCCGCGGGCUGGCCGGGCCGGACUGAAUGCCGCCUUGGUUCUCCUCUCCCGCCGGCUCCCUGGUCGCUUGUCGGUCGUGGCAAGUGUGCACUGUCCCCAGAGGCCAGGGUCUCACAAAUGUUAUCCCAGGGCUGGGCCGGGCAGGACGGGGAGGUCUGGGUCCAGCACAGCCGCCAAGCAGUGCGUGACUAUGGCGAGGGAAGAUGGCGGAGAGGACGUGACCUGCACUUAUCCUCAUCCGCCCACCGAGUGGCGCCGCCAUGCAGAAGCCCAGCGGCCUGAAGCCCCCCGGGCGCGGGGGGAAGCACUCCAGCCCCGUGGGCCGCACGUCCACGGGCUCGGCCUCGGCAGCGGCGGCCACUGGCUCCAAGGAAGGCUCCCCCCUGCACAAGCAGGCGUCGGGCCCCUCCUCCUCCCCGGCCGCAGCUGCUGCCCCCGAGAAGCCGGGCCCGAAGGUGGCCGAGGUGGGCGAUGACUUCCUGGGGGACUUCGUGCUGGGCGAGCGGGUGUGGGUGAACGGCGUGAAGCCGGGCGUGGUGCAGUACCUGGGCGAGACGCAGUUCGCGCCGGGCCAGUGGGCAGGCGUGGUGCUGGACGACCCAGUGGGCAAGAACGACGGCGCGGUGGGCGGCGUGCGCUACUUCGAGUGCCCGGCCCUGCAGGGCAUCUUCACGCGGCCCUCCAAGCUCACACGGCAGCCCACGGCCGAGGGCUCGGGCAGCGACGCCCACUCGGUGGAGUCGCUGACCGCCCAGAACCUGUCGCUGCAUUCGGGCACAGCCACGCCCCCGCUGAGCAGCCGCGUCAUCCCGCUGCGGGAGAGCGUCCUCAACAGCUCCGUCAAGACGGGCAACGAGUCGGGCUCCAACCUCUCGGACAGCGGCUCUGUGAAGCGAGGCGACAAGGACCUGCGCCUGGGAGACCGAGUGCUGGUUGGCGGGACGAAGACUGGCGUGGUGCGGUACGUGGGGGAGACAGACUUUGCCAAGGGCGAGUGGUGUGGCGUGGAGCUGGACGAGCCCCUCGGGAAGAACGAUGGGGCGGUGGCGGGCACCAGGUACUUCCAGUGCCCGCCCAAGUUUGGUCUCUUCGCGCCCAUCCACAAGGUGAUCCGCAUCGGCUUCCCGUCCACCAGCCCAGCCAAGGCCAAGAAGACCAAGCGUAUGGCCAUGGGUGUCUCAGCGCUGACCCACAGUCCCAGCAGUUCCUCCAUCAGCUCUGUCAGCUCUGUGGCCUCCUCCGUGGGGGGCCGGCCCAGCCGCAGCGGCCUGCUCACGGAGACCUCUUCGCGCUAUGCCCGCAAGAUCUCGGGUACAACGGCCUUGCAGGAGGCGCUGAAGGAGAAGCAACAGCACAUCGAGCAGUUGCUGGCCGAACGGGACCUGGAGCGGGCCGAGGUGGCCAAAGCCACAAGCCACAUCUGCGAGGUGGAGAAGGAGAUCGCCCUGCUCAAGGCACAGCACGAGCAGUAUGUUGCAGAAGCAGAAGAGAAGCUGCAGCGGGCCCGGCUGCUGGUGGACAGCGUGCGGAAAGAGAAGGUGGACCUGUCCAAUCAGCUGGAGGAGGAGAGGAGGAAGGUGGAGGACCUGCAGUUCCGCGUGGAGGAGGAGUCCAUCACCAAGGGAGACCUUGAGACCCAGACGCAGCUGGAGCACGCGCGCAUUGGGGAGCUGGAGCAGAGCCUGCUACUGGAGAAGGCGCAGGCCGAGCGGCUGCUCAGAGAAUUAGCGGACAACAGGCUGACCACAGUGGCCGAGAAGUCGCGGGUGCUCCAGCUGGAAGAGGAGCUGACGCUGCGCCGCGGCGAGAUCGAGGAGCUGCAGCAGUGCCUGCUGCACUCGGGGCCCCCGCCCCCGGACCACCCCGACGCCGCCGAGACCCUGCGGCUGCGGGAGCGGCUGCUGUCGGCCAGCAAGGAGCACCAGCGGGAGAGCGGGGUGCUGCGGGACAAGUACGAGAAGGCCCUGAAGGCCUACCAGGCGGAGGUGGAGAAGCUCCGGGCAGCCAACGAGAGGUACGCGCAGGAGGUGGCGGACCUCAAGGACAGGGUCCAGCAGGCCACCAGCGAGAACAUGGGGCUCAUGGACAACUGGAAGUCCAAGCUGGACUCGCUGGCCUCAGACCACCAGAAGUCCCUGGAGGACCUCAAGGCCACGCUGAGCUCGGGCCCGGGCGCCCAGCAGAAGGAGAUCGGCGAGCUGAAGGCGGUGAUGGAGGGCAUCAAGAUGGAGCACCAGCUGGAGCUGGGCAACCUGCGGGCCAAGCACGACCUGGAGACGGCCGUGCACGUGAAGGAGAAGGAGGCCCUGCGGCAGAAGCUGCAGGAGGCGCAGGAGGAGCUGGCCGGGCUGCGGCAGCACUGGCGGGCCCAGCUGGAGGUGCAGGCCAACCAGCACCGGCUGGAGCUGCAGGAGGCCCAGGACCAGCGCCGCGACGCCGAGCUGCGCGUGCACGAGCUGGAGAAGCUGGACGUGGAGUACCGCGGCCAGGCGCAGGCCAUCGAGUUCCUCAAGGAGCAGAUCUCGCUGGCCGAGAAGAAGAUGCUGGACUACGAGCUGCUGCAGCGGGCGGAAGCCCAGAGCAAGCAGGAGGUGGAGAGGCUGCGGGAGAAGCUGCUGGUCGCCGAGAACAGACUGCAGGCGGUCGAGUCCCUGUGCUCGUCCCAGCACACCCACGUGAUUGAGUCCAACGACAUCUCGGAGGAGAAGAUCAGGACGAAGGAGACUCUGGAGGGCCUGCAGGACAAGCUGAACAAGAGGGACAAAGAGGUGACAGCCUUGACGUCCCAGACCGAGAUGCUCAGGGCCCAAGUAAGUGCGCUGGAGAGCAAGUGCAAGUCGGGAGAGAAGAAGGCGGACGCACUCCUCAAGGAGAAGCGGCGCCUGGAGGCCGAGCUGGAGGCCGUGUCCCGGAAGACCCACGACGCCUCGGGCCAGCUGGUCCUCCUGAGCCAGGAGCUGCUGCGCAAGGAGCGGAGCCUGAACGAGCUGCGAGUACUGCUGCUGGAAGCCAACCGCCACUCCCCGGGGCCCGAGAGGGACCUGAGCCGCGAGGUGCACAAGGCUGAGUGGCGGAUCAAGGAGCAGAAGCUCAAGGACGACAUCCGGGGCCUGCGAGAAAAGCUGACGGGGCUGGACAGAGAGAAGUCCCUGUCGGACCAGAGGCGCUACUCCCUCAUCGACCCGUCCUCAGCGCCCGAGCUCCUGCGGCUGCAGCACCAGCUGAUGAGCACGGAGGACACGCUGCGGGACGCGCUGGACCAGGCUCAGCAGGUGGAGAAGCUCAUGGAGGCCAUGAGGAGCUGCCCCGACAAGGCCCAGACCAUCGGCAAUUCCGGUUCUGCAAACGGCAUCCACCAGCAAGACGAGGCUCACAAACCGGCGGACAAGCACUGACCCUGCAGGACACCGUGGAUCGGCCCAGUCCACACCAGAGCCCCAGCCAGCUGCCCGGCGAUGCCCCCUCCAGGCAGGGGCCAGGACUGUCACUUUGGAGACAAGACAGUGUUUGUAACAAUAGCGUACUCGCCACCACGGAACCCCAUCCCAAAUGCCCUGCCAGACCAGGAAGCUUCCUGAAGCACAGCCUUCUACAGAGAGCGGUACAGCCCUGGCCCGGCCCGGGGCCCUCAGCCUGGACACGCGGCAGCUUCCGGAGUCUGUGUGGAGGCGGAGGUGACCCAGGCUGGCCCCUCUGCAGGGACCGUCUUGGUGGGACCGUCUUGGUGCCCUGGGCGCUUCCCUGCCCUCCCCUUCCCCCCUCCUCCCCAGGCUUCCUUCAGACCCCAGAGGGGCCAGGGAGGCCCGGCUUCCCUGCCGGCCUGAGGAGGGGAGCCCAGUCUUUGGGGGCUGACUGGGGCUCCUUCUCUGCGGCCCCUUCCUGGCCAAGGCAGUCCCCAGGGCUGCUCCCCACAUACUGAGCCUUUUUCAAACAGUGGUACAAGUUCCCCUCAGCCAGUCUGCCCAGCCCAGCCCCCAGGUUCAAGGUGUCGGGGGCCGGGGGAUGGGGUCUUUCCUGCCCCACCCCAACACCAACACACUCACACC
Microcebus murinus (gray mouse lemur) is the source of this 4096-nucleotide messenger RNA. RefSeq names its product CAP-Gly domain containing linker protein 2 (gene CLIP2). Gene Ontology annotation, biological process: cytoplasmic microtubule organization. Gene Ontology annotation, cellular component: nucleus; microtubule plus-end; cell cortex. Lineage: Eukaryota; Metazoa; Chordata; Mammalia; Primates; Cheirogaleidae. Gene Ontology annotation, molecular function: microtubule plus-end binding. The record is from RefSeq and is a predicted model, not a curated record.